AUCAUCGGCGGCUCAGAGUGCAUACCACACUCCCGCCCCUACAUGGCCUAUCUGGAAAUUGUCACCCCUGGGAAUUAUCGGUUGGCCUGCAGUGGCUUCCUGAUAAGACGGAACUUUGUGCUGACUGCUGCGCACUGUGCAGGAAGGUCUAUAACAGUCCUCCUAGGAGCCCAUAACAAAACACUUGAAGAAGACACAUGGCAGAAGAUCGAGGUUGAAAAGCAAUUCCCUCAUCCAAAAUAUGAUGGCUAUUUGGCUCUCCAUGACAUCAUGUUACUGAAGUUGAAGGAGAAAGCCAAGCUAACCCGAGGCGUGGGAACCCUUCCACUCCCGGCCCAGUUCAACUUCAUCCCACCAGGGAGGACGUGCCGGGCAGUUGGCUGGGGGAAAACAGCCGUGAAUGAGCCAGCCUCCGACACAUUGCAGGAGACAAAGAUGAGGCUCUUGGAGCCCCAAGGCUGCAAACACUUCAGCAGCAGCUUCUACCACAGUCUCCAGCUGUGUGUGGGCAACCCCAAGAAGAUACAAAAUGUGUACAAGGGAGAUUCUGGAGGACCCCUCGUGUGUGCUGGGAUAGCCCAAGGCAUCGCCUCCUAUGUGCAUCGGAAUGCGAAGCCCCCUGCUGUCUUCACCAGAAUCUCCCACUACCGGCCCUGGAUCAAUGAGAUCUUGAGGGAGAAUUAACCCUGGAGCUUGGGCCAGCCUGUGAGGAAAUCUGGAACUGGAAUUGAGCAGGUUUUCCCUGCCCGUGCUCUUGCCUGUCUCCAGUUCCUGCU
Molecule: messenger RNA, 776 nt
Organism: Acomys russatus (golden spiny mouse)
Lineage: Eukaryota; Metazoa; Chordata; Mammalia; Rodentia; Muridae
Product: mast cell protease 2-like
Exons: 4
Coding region: 43-684 (213 amino acids)
Biological process (GO): proteolysis
Cellular component (GO): cytoplasm; intracellular membrane-bounded organelle
Molecular function (GO): serine-type endopeptidase activity
Source: RefSeq, a predicted model, not a curated record